UUGAAUUGGAGGAAAAAGGGAGAAAGAAGCGUCAGCAAAGAGGACAGCGUUCGUGCGUGCUCGUAAUUUUGUAUACGUAUGGUAUACAACAAGGAAGCAAUCGGAGUUUAGUUGUUUAUUAGUGUCGAAAAAAAAAAAAAAAAAAAAAAAAAAACAAGGGAGAGAGAAAGAGCAUUUUUUUUUAAAGCAUUCGCUCUUGUUUGCGGGCAUCCGUACACUGUACGCCUACGGUAUUUAAUUGUAAACUUAACUCUUUCUGUAACUCAACACUUACUCAUGUACUGAUGUUUGGUUGUCCGUAUGCUACAUGGAAUAUCUGUCACGCACUCGGGCAACAAUGUGCGGAUACUGCGGGAGGUACUGAAAAAAAGUUUCAGACAGAAUCCAAACCCAGUGCGUCGACGAACGAAUCUUGUGCAUUUUGUAUGGCUUGUGCUGUCUCUCUGCUGAACUCUGCUCUGGUUCAUUUUACAUAUAUAUAUAACCUGAAUGCCCCAGCGUACGCGCGCGCGCGUGUGUAUGUGUGUGUCUAAGUAGUGUGUGUUGUGAAAUAAUCACUAAAAUCUGCUGAUAUCUGAUAUAGACUAUAUGGAGGCGUGUGGCGUAAAUAAGUAACGAUAGACGCUUCUAAUGCACGUGCAGAGUGUAUCAGCACUUUGGGACAAUCUGCAGCCAAUUACAAAGCUCCGUGUGAGUAUAGGUUGUUGUGCUGCAUCAGGUGCUUGAAUCAUCAUCGUCGUACCAAAGUGCAACCUAGCUACCUAGCUAUCAGAAAGAGAAGAAGGGAAAGUGUGGAAAAUCUUUGCUGCGCGCCGAGUCGCGCAUAAAUGAGUGCCAGGACGGGAGGCCAGAUUUCUUUUUCUUCUGCUGUUAAUUCUUCGACCUCUUCGAAAACAACCAGGAAUUCCAGCCGUAACAGCAGUAUAGUACAAUUAGGAGGGCACACGACGACCAUCAGCAGGAACAGCAGCAGAAACAGCAACAGCAGAGGUGCUGGAGGAGGAGGGUAACAUGGGUGUUGGUCUGAAGCCGCUCGAGUUCACGGAUUGCCUCACGGACAGCCCCUACUUCCGCGAGAAUCUCCAUUAUCACGAGCGCGAGCUCGAAAAGACCAGCCAGCAGAUCAAACGGCUCAUCAAGGAAGUAAAGGAUCUGCUCUCAGCUGCCAAAAAUCUAUCCCGAGCUCAGAGGGCAUUCUCAAAUACUCUGCAAAACUUCAGCUUUGAAUGUAUUGGUGAAACACAGACUGAAGAUGAAUUACACAUAUCCCAAAGUCUGAAGGAAUUUGGUAAACUCAUUGCAUUGAUCGAAGACGAGCGUGGUCGCAUGUUGGAACGUGCGUACGAUCAAAUUAUACUGCCACUAGAAACGUUUAGAAAAACACAAAUAGGUGGUGUCAAGGAGGGAAAGAAAAAGUUUGAGAAACAGACGGUUAAAUUUUGCCAAAGUCAAGAACGAUAUUUAAAUUUGUCUACUAAAAAACAAGACAAUGUUCUUCAAGAGGCGGACGCGACACUGGAUAUGGCUGAGAGGCAUUUUUGCCAGGCAAGCCUAGAAUAUGUUUUUUUGCUCCAAGAGGUACAAGAGCGCAAAAAGUUUGAAUUCGUAGAAACACUUCUGAGUUUUAUGUUUGGUUGGUUAACAUUUUAUCACCAAGGACACGAAGUAGCUAAAGACUUUAAACCUUAUAUGACUGAGUUGCAGUACAAGAUACAAAAGACUAGAGAAAAUUUCGAUGCUACGCGGGAUAAAACAGAGUCCCUCAUGAAUAAAAUGAAGGACGUAAAAAAGUCUGCCAUCGAAAGCGGCCCUAACAAACUAUACACCAGAGAAGGUUAUUUAUACCUUAUAGAAAAGAAGGCUUUUGGAACCACUAUGACAAAACAAUAUUGCACAUAUCAAAAAGAUAAAAAGGAAUUUACUAUGAUACCUUAUAAUCAGCUCACAGGCAAAUUUAGCAAUAAAGAUGUUUUUACUCUCGCAUCCUGUGUACGACGCACGUCCGAGUCGAUAGAGAAACGAUUUUGUUUUGACGUUACUGCCGUUGGAAGAUCUGGCAUUGUAUAUACAUUCCAAGCUCUCUCUGAAGACGAUAAAAAAAGUUGGAUGGAUGCAAUGGAUGGACGAGAACCUGUUCCUUCUUUACAAAAUCCGUUGGCAAAGCCGGAUGAAAAUGUAAUCGAUGCGACUGGUUUAAUGUUCAUUUCGAGAUGCAUUCAAGUGCUAGAAGAAAGAGGUUUAGAAGAGCAGGGACUUUACCGAGUAGUCGGUGUGGCUUCGAAAGUAAAUAAACUACUCACAAUGGGCCUUGACAGAAGGAAAUUGGAAAAGCUGAAUUUGGAAAAUCGCUAUGAGUGGGAAAGCAAGACAAUCACUAGUGCUCUAAAAACUUACUUAAGAACUCUUUCUGAGCCCCUUAUGACUUUUGCAAAUUAUGAUAGUUUUAUUAUGGCAGCGAAACAAGAAUCGAAAGAACAACGAAUCAACGACAUACAUGUACUGGUAUAUCGCCUCCCAAAGCCCAACCACAAAGUUCUUAUAAUGCUCAUCAAUCAUCUUCAUANUGAUUACCUAUUUAGAGUUUCUUGA
Messenger RNA from Copidosoma floridanum, 2589 nucleotides. RefSeq names its product GTPase regulator associated with FAK (gene Graf). Gene Ontology annotation, cellular component: cytoplasm. The record is from RefSeq and is a predicted model, not a curated record. NCBI's taxonomy places the organism in Eukaryota, Metazoa, Arthropoda, Insecta, Hymenoptera, Encyrtidae. Gene Ontology annotation, biological process: signal transduction. Gene Ontology annotation, molecular function: protein binding; GTPase activator activity.